Messenger RNA from Cherax quadricarinatus, 613 nucleotides. Lineage: Eukaryota; Metazoa; Arthropoda; Malacostraca; Decapoda; Parastacidae. The record is from RefSeq and is a predicted model, not a curated record.
GUGAGCGUGAUCAUAGUGUUCUACACACUGGGUAUCGUGAUGCUGCUACCAUGGAACUUCUUCAUCAACGCAGAAACAUACUGGCAAUACAAGAUGAGGAAUGUGAGUCUUGGAGAGGAAUGGGACGACCAGAACACCACCCUGACCUCCCUUCAGGUCUCCUUCACCCCCACUCUGGUCAUCGUCUCCAACACCUUCUGCACCAUCUUUCUCAUCGUCACCUCCGCCAUCGUCAGAAGCGUGAGCGAGAAGGUGCGCAUGCUGGGAUCCCUGACGCUGUGUCUCCUGGCCAUGGUGAUCAUCACAGCUCUCACCCUCGUCAACACCGACUCGUGUACGUCCGCCCCAGGCAGACUCAAGGGCUCGUGAUCCAGGGAAAUGGAGCUGCUCUCUCCCUCCACUAAUCAUAUCCAAUACCUCCCGUUCCUUCUGGGUUUAGCGCUUCCACAUCCCUUGGAAGCCUAAUUCUGUACUCUUAUAGGUAUAUGUGAAGAUAGUGUCGAAGGCUCGUCUAUAGCUAUGGUGGAGGAUUGAAUCGUGACCAUCCCUUGCGCUGAAUGAUCCACAUGGGUUUAGCACUUCGUAUAAAGUAUACAUAAAAUGUAGACUCCCA